AUCAAGACAACUGUCUACAGUAAGCAUAGCUUUCUCUACACCAACCUGGAGUAUAACUUUUGCCAUGGAAAGAAGAGGCACAUAGGAUAUCGGGAGAAGACCAGUUCCCUGACACCAAGAACGGACAAAUGGGCAGAUAGGGAUAGAGAGAGACCUGUGCAGAGUCGCUCUCCCUCGCCGGCACCACAGCAGCCUCCGGCAUUACCACCAGAGCCACAAACACCCACAGGUGAGGUGCUACCCCUCGCCCGGCACUAGAUGGAUGACUUUGCGGUACCAUCAACCCAGGAGGUGUAUGCUUCUGCUAAAGACUUGAUGACUCUGCCAGUACUGAGUCCCGCUAAGGUGCCUGAAGCAGCACCACCUGCGCCGCCUAGCAGCACCGAAUCCACUACUUUCAGGCCAAUCUCAAGACUGGCCUCUAAGGGAAAGACUCUGUUUAUUACCUCACCAGAGAUGUCCCCGUGGCACCGGUCCCUGGCGCUGGGAGGAUCAUCACCGCCAUGGUCACCUCAGUCAUCCAGCUCUCCUUCUUCUUCAGAAUCAGAUUUGGGGUCCGACAUCUCAAGGCACCAGCACCGUCGCUACUCCCCACACCCGUCUCUGACGUCAGGAGUCCCAGCAGCCAUGAUGCCUCAAGGCGCCUGGUCCGUCGGUCCCAGCAUCAUUCCAGUGGCCCUUUUGGAACCCCUGGGGGUUUCCCUCACGUCAAAGUACCAACUCGAAGCGCUCCUAUUCAGCGUGGUCAGAGAUGAAAGCAAUGCUGGGGAUGCACCGACAUACUCUUGAGUCAAGCUCCAGGGUCAACGCUGGACCCGGUUCCAGUACCAGUCCCAGCACCGAAUCUGCAACACAUCCCAGUAUCGAGGCAGAUGCCAGUACUGGUACUGGCCAGCAAGUGCACACUGGCCAGGAGGAGAUUCCCUUGGACACUAGGACAGCGCAUCCCUCCUCCUCGUCCUCACUGGAGGACGAAUUAAUGCUUAAAGGGUCUUCUCCUCCCCAGGAUCACCUGAGAGUCUACCAGGACUUAAGCAGGUGGCAUCUAAUUUGGUUCUCCAGGCGGAGGUCAUUAGGGAACCAUCUGUUGGCUUCCUGGACAUUCUGAUGGCCGCAGCCCCGGCAAGGUCGCUCUCCCCUUGCACAACUGCAUUAUAGGCCCAAUAAAGGCCCUCUUGUAAAACCUAGCAUCCCUCCCUCCCACUGUCAAGAGAACUGAAGGAAAAUACUUUGUACCAGCCAAGGAAUGGGAGUUUCUACUUUCCCACCCCAUGCCUGGGUCUCUCAUCAUAGGAGCUGCUAACAAGAAGGACCGUCAAGGCAACAUGGAGUCAACUCCAAAGCCAAGGGAGCCUAAAAAAAUGGACCUUCUGGGAAGGAAGGCCUAUGCUUCAGGAGGACUCCAACUUGCUCAUAGCGACCCAGAAGGCAUUGCUGGGUCGCUAUGACUAUAACAUGUGGGAAGGGAUGACUAAGUUUAAGGAUAAACUUCCCCAGGAAAACCCAGCAGGAGUUCUCAGGCCUGGUGGAAGAAGGCAAGACCAUUCCCAGAGUCACCUUACGGGCAGCCCACAUCAGUCACUAUGCACAGGAGCUAUGGCUGCAAGCAUCAGCAUUCCCACAAGAAGUCCAGCAAGCAAUGCAAGACCUGCCAAUCAAGGGGCCCUGGCUUUUUUUUUUUUUUUUUUUUUAAACAAACUGAUGCUAGGCUCCACCAUGUUAAGGACACCAAAGCAACUCUGAAGUUCCUGGGUUUGCAGUCCCAGUCUCAGCCCAGGAGACCAUAUAGGCCUUAUCAGUUUGGCCGCUUCUAUCCUCACCAGAGAUACAACCAGAGCAGACGAAGGAAUAGAGACUCUGGGUGCAGGCCACAUCCACCUUCCUCCUUCUCAGUGCAGCCCUCUCAACUGGCCCCUUGUCUGCAGCCCUUUCAACUGGCCCCUUGUCAUUUGGGUACCUCAAAGCACUCAUUUUGGUGGGUUUGUCAAGGCCAGCAUAUGAAUCCCACUCUCUCACGAUCCAGUUACCCCUAUUUUUUCCAACCAUCUUUCCCACUUCCUCGAGGCCUGGAAAAGGGUCACUUCCAACCGCUGGGUCUUUAAACACAGUGGAGUCACCUCCAACCCACCCCCCUUCCCCAUCCCUCUUCAGGAACCCUUCUCACAAGCUUCUGCUAUAGCAGGAAGUUCAGUCCCUUCUCAGUCUGGGGGCUGUGGAAGAGGUUCCACCACCUCUAAAGGGAAGAGGGUUCUACUCCCAUUAUUUUCUGAUACCCAAGGCCAAGGGGGGUCUCUGGCCCAUCGUAGACCUGUGCCGCCUCAACCGGUUUCUCAAAAAGCUGAGGUUCCGCAUUGUCUCCUUGGGUUCCAUUAUCCUGUCUCUGGAUCCAGGGGAUUGGUAUGCUGCCCUCGACUUAAAAGACACAUUUUCAUAUAUCAAUUUUCCAUGGCCACAGAAAAUAUUUGAGAUUCAUGGUGAACCAGGGCCAUUACAAAUUUGUAGCCCUGCUAUUUGGCCUUUCGGUGACCCUGAGAGUCUUCACCAAAUGUAUGUGGGUGGUAGCAGCCUUUCUAAGAAGAGGAGGAGUCCAUGUAUUCCUGUACCUCGACGACAACUGGCUAAUUCAGGGCAAAUCUCAAGAGCAAGUGAAGUGGGACAUUGCCGUCAUCCAAACAACCUUCAAGUAGUUGGGCCUACUUACCAUGUGCAGAAUUCGACACUAGUCCCCACUCAGAUAAUAGAGUUCAUCGGGGCAGUCCUCAACUCCCAGCUGGCAAAGGCCCUCUUCCCCGGGGAUCCCUUCUGAGCAAUCUCAGAGCUAGUCUACUGCAUGCAGGCCCAUCCCAUCACGACUGACCUGCUUGAGUCUUCUCGGCCACGUAUGGCAUCAUGCACGUAUGUGGUGCAUCAUGCAAGGCUGAGACUCGGACCUCUCCAAGCCUGGCUAGCUACCCUCCCUCAAGGUACCCCCUACACAGGGUGAUUAUGCUGCCCUCACACAUCCUCAGCUCCCUAUCAUGGAGGCUAGACUGUAAGGUGGUCUGUGAAGGGAUUCCCUUCACAAAAUCUCAACCAUCUGUGCACCUGGUCUCCGACGCUUCAGUGCUGGGUAAGAGAGCCCUUUUGGGGGUGCUCAAGACUCAAGGACAUUGCUCCACAAUGGAGCUAGCUCUCCACAUCAAUGUCAGAUUGCUCAGAGCAGUCAGUCUCAUAUGCCAAGAGUUUCUGCCUCAUAUUGCAAACACGACAGUAUCAGUCCUCACAGAAAAUAGGUCAGCCAUGUAUUAUAUCCACAGAAAGGGCGGAGCCCAUUCUUCCCCUCUGUGUUGGGAAGCAGUUUGCCUAUGGGCGUUCUGCAUCACAUGUUCUAUUACAAUUGAGACUCCAUUUCUGCCGGGGGUACUGAAUCAGUUUGCAGACCGCCUCAGCAGAUCCUUCUGCACUUACCAUGAGUGGUCCUAUGCUGAGAUGUCGCACUGAGCAUCUUCCGCAUGUGGGCUUUUCCCACCUAGAUCUCUUUGCCACAUGUUCCAACAGAAAGUGCCAGCAGAUUUGCUCUCUGAGGGGCCACAGUCCAGGCUCAAUGACAGGCAUGUUUCUGCUGAACUGAUCACAUCAUCUGCUCUAUGCCUUUUUGCCCGUUCCGCUGGUGCACAAGGUGCUGACAAAAGAUUGAGCAGGACUGAGCUUGGGUCAUCCUGAUAGCUCCAGCAUGGCUCAGGCAAUAUUGGUACACCUCACUCAUUCAUUUCUCUCACGAGACCCUGAUUGAGCUGCCUCUGUACCCAGCCCUGAUCUCGCAGGACCACGGUCCGUUGCUCCAUCUGAACCUCAGCUCUCUUCAUCUGACAGCAUGAUAUCAUUGUGGCUGAAUCCUGAUGAGCAAGCUUGUUCGGAGCAGGUCCAGAAAAUUCUCCUGGACAGAAGGAAGGCUUCCACAAGGUCCACUUACUGUGCAAAGUGGAAAAGUUUUUCCGUCUGGUCAUUGGGUUCCACCGAUGCAUUCUUCUAUUCAACUCAUUUUGCACUACCUCCUGUCUUUGAAAAUACUGUGCACAUAUUGCUGUGCUAAAGGGUGUAUGCACCCCGUGUAAACAAAAGGUGUGCGUGUGUAUGCGGGGCAAUAGAUCAGCAGAGAGAGUUCCACCAAAUGCAUCCGAUGAACUGAGCUGUAGCUCACGAAAGCUUAUGCUCAAAUAAAUGUGUUAGUCUCUAAGGUGCUACAAGUACUCCUUUUCUUUUUGCGAAUACAGACUAACACGGCUGCUACUCUGAAACCAGAGAGAGUAUGGAAUCGUAGGAGGUGAGUGUAUGUUUUAAUUAGUAUGGAGUUAAGCAGCUGAAUUUUUGUCAGUAAAAAGAGGCUUUGUCUGUACUUAUUCCCAUCAUCUUGUGGGAAAAUACCAUGUGCUUUGUGUCAAACUCUCUCUGAACUCAACUGAAAUUUCACUUGGCUCGAGGGAGCUCAGGUGUCGCUGACAGCUGGAACGCAGAGAAGUAUCAGGUUUCAAAGGAACAACGAGGACGUUCAGCUAAUCUGAUGGAUUUGAUGGCUGUGCAUUUCUAACUUUAGUGAAUUGCCUAGUGAAACCGAAUCAAUAACAGAUCCUGAGAGGAUAAAGAGAGGUAAAAGAAGGAAGAUUUGUGGAAUACGGUAAAUGAUUAAUUUAGGAUUUUUAACACUGAAAAGGGGCGACAGAAGCUCACUGUUGCGCUAAUGGGAUAGGAGAGGAGGCUUUUCUGAGCUAGAAAUUAUGUCCAUCUGUAUGAAACCUUCCUUAUGCCUUUAGGGAAUCUGAGUCCCAGCUUCCAGCUUGUUCCCGAACGGGAGGAAAUAAGGCGGAUCAGGCAGGGCCAAGGGGCUGCAGCAGGUUGGGGUAUUAGUUUUCUGUUCUUUCCUGUCACAUGGCCCGUAAUUGGAUCCCUCGCUCUGCUGGGGGCUGCAGUUGCAGAGCAGAUGCUGUAGGGUGUCUCUGCUAUCGCUGUAUUUCCCCUUCCCUGCACCCCAGCACAGAGCACCCGAAGCAGGAGGCUUCGUUCCCUGCUGUGCUGGAUGAAGGAGCCAAGCCGGGACCUGCUGCCUGCCCUCGCCCAUGGAGUGUCCCGCAGCCACCGUGGCACUCGCCCUCUCGGGAUUGGCGCUGACUUUCUGCUUUGAGCGGCUCUAUUCCGGUGAGUGACGUUUGGCUACGCCCGGAAUGUCUCGCACGGACUGGGAGUAGCCGAGGGACCGGGCUCUUUCACUCGGAGGCUCGGAAUAGUCGAUGUUGUAAAGCUGGACUUGGCUGGCUGGUAUAGCUCACCCAGCGGCUCCGGAGGUCACUUUGCCCCUUUGGGACGGGUCGCUCUGUAUCUGCACCCAGGAUGCGCUCAGCUGCAGGAUCCCGAAGCUAUUCCCCUCUCCUCCUUCCCCCGCAGAUUUGAUACAAAGCUCGGACUAAUUUGUUUGCAGCUGGGAGGUAUUUUUUCAUGGCUAUUCGCUGCACCUGGCUGAUUGCAAACCCUCUUGCAUUGAGUGUGGGGAUUAUGUAAAGAAUCGGUCUGAGACAGGAGAGUCUGUGUGGUGUGUAUAUACAGAGAGAGAGACAGACAGACAGAAAUGAGAGAUACUGAAACUGUUGCAUUUGGCUCUGAGGCUGAAGAAAUGUUAAGUGAGCAAAGGAAAGCAACAUGAGUCUUCUCCCAGCUCUGCACAGCUGGGGGUACCCGAAGGGAAUGAGGAGCAUGCUGAGCGGUAGGAGCAGCUAAUCCCUAGGAAAUGAGACAAAUUACAUUAAUUUAGGGCUGUGUCAGACCAGCAGAGCCAGCCUUUGGGAGGCACCAGGCUUUCCUCUUCCUGAAGAGUGACGAUUGAAUUUUCUGUUUCUGUAAAUGCUUUGUUGUGUUCAGGUUCUUAAUCCCACCCACCGCCCUGACAUCGCUAUAGCCUCAGCAUUUACUAAUUAGUUCCUUAUUGUGACACUAAGAAUUAGGCAAAACAUUUGUAAUUUCAUUGACAUCAAUAAGUGAAGUGUAAAUGUUUUAAAUAUCUUAAAAUCUCCUUGCUUAUGACGGUCAAGUGGUAAGCAAGCAUUUAUGCAGCUCCAACUACAAGAUCCCAACAACUCAGCCUGUGGAUGUUUUCUGGGAUUCUCCAUCGAGAAGGCUUUGUAUGCCGUGGGCUUCCCUUCAGAAUGUUACACUGCAAAUGGGGCGGACUAUCGGGGCACUCAGAACCAAACCUCCCUGCAUGCGGGGAGACCUUGUCUCUUUUGGAAUGAGACUUUCCAGCAUCCUUACAAUACCCUGAAAUACCCCAAUGGAGAGGGAGGGCUUGGAGAGCACAACUACUGCAGGAACCCUGAUGGAGAUGUCAGCCCGUGGUGCUACAUUGCAGAGUGUGAGGAUGGAGUGUAUUGGAAAUACUGUGAGAUUCCGUCUUGCCGAAUGCCUGGGAAUCUUGGCUGUUACAAGGACUAUGGAGAUCCCCCUCUUACUGGCAUCAGUGAGACCUCAAACAAACUCACUAUCCAAACCUGCAUCAGCUUCUGCCGAAAUCAGCAGUUCAAGUUUGCAGGCAUGGAGUCAGGCUAUGCCUGUUUCUGUGGGAAUAACCCUGACUAUUGGCGCUAUGGGGAGGCAGUCAGCACAGAAUGCAACAGUGUCUGUUUUGGCGACCAUACCCAACCCUGUGGUGGCGACGGCAGGGUCAUCCUCUUUGACACCCUCCUUGGUUCCUGUGGGGGGAACUAUACCUCCCCAACAUCUGUGAUCUAUUCUCCAGAUUUCCCUGACACCUAUGCCACAGGCAGGGUGUGCUACUGGACCAUACAAAUUCCAGGAGCAUCUCAGAUUGAGUUCAACUUCACUCUCUUUGACAUCAAGGACUCCACAGACAUGGUGGAGGUGCUGGAUGGCUACACUUACCAUGUGCUGGCUCGUUUUGAUGGCAGGAACCGGCCUCCCAUCUCUUUUAAUGUCUCUUUGGAUUUUGUCAUUUUGUAUUUUUUCUCAGAUCAAAUAAAUCAAGCCCAGGGAUUUGCUGUCGUGUACAGAGCUAUCAAAGAAAAGCUACAUCAGGACAUUACUACAGUCAAUCAGAUAUUUACUGAGGUGAUAACUGACCAAGCAAAUCUCCGCAUCAAUGCAGCCCAGUCUUCAAAGAUACUUUAUGUCAUCACAACUAGUCCGAGUCAUCCCCCUAGCAGCAUGUCUGAGUGGUCAGUAUAUGGCCUCACAGCUCUCCUCAUCAUAACUGUCUCAGCCAUAUUGGCAAAGAUACUUCUGCAUUUCAUAAUGAAAUCUCAUCAGGCACCUUCUUCUGCUGAGAUAGGGGAUUCUCACCAAGCAACUACUGCAGGAGAGAUCUGGAGUAUUUUUUACAAGCCAUCCACCUCCAUCUCCAUCUUCAAGAAAAAAUUUAAGAGCCAACAAGAUGAUUGCAGCCUCCUUGUGGGACACUAAAGUGACAGUCACUCCAUGAGACACAUUAUUCUCCUGCAGUUCAAAGUGUAUUGGGGAUAAUCUUUUUCCUCUAUCUUCUCCUUGUUUUCCAAAGGAUCUGGACAGACUGUUUCUGGAGUUCCAAGGUGCACACCAGACAUGGGAAAACCAACUGCUAUAUAACCAUUUUGAAGUAUCUGGAGCUUGUCAGCCCUCUCAUCCUUCUAAAUAUGGUCUUAAACCACUUUGCUUAAAAUAGAAACAGAAUCUCAAAAACAGUAGAUAUCCUGCACACCCACAAAAUGAAAUGAAUGUGAGAACCCUGUGGAGAUCAGGACUUUGGGUCUGCUUUGACUGCUUUAAUAGUUUAGGUCAUUUUAAGCACAAAUAUAAAUGACACCAUCUUUUCAGCUGCUGCAGCGAUACAUGCUGAGUUGCCUCUGCUGUAGAUGUUUCUAGCUGGCAAUGUACAAGGGUAAGGGAGUCACAGACUUUGAGAAGGUAUCUGCCUCAGAGCCAAUGUUCUGCUAUUUUUGGAUGGCCUCUUUUCAGAAGUACAAAUAUAGAGAACCAAUCAGGUCUUAAAGGUAAAAUUAGGAGAAAAAUGCUCAACAAAGCCUGAGCUACAAACAAAUUAAAUAGGUGGUGCUCAUUGGUUCAGAGUCGACAUGGGAUGUUUAGAGUUUAAAGUUUGUGUGUCCGAGCCACAAUGCCUACUAAUUGUUUUUUAAGAGGUCACUUUUAGUAGCAAGAGACAGGUCAUGACAAACCUAUACCAUUCUUAAGCCCUGCAUCGAGUCUGGAUGUGAAGAUAGGGCUGCCUAACAAAGCAAUGACCUUUUCAGUCAAACUGUUAAGUCAGCGAGCUUCAGAUGGUAAGGCUGACAAUCAAGAUUCCCUACAACAAAAGUUAAAGAUAUCAUUGACAGCGGCAAAAGGUGGGGAUGACACAAUGGAUCUGUAAUAGCUGGUAAAUGACUGCACGGCGUCAUCAGUAUCAAUUGACUAGAAGGUUGGAAGGAACAGGAACAGCCAGAGAUAUAAGCAUAGUCAAUCACACCACCAAAAUCCACCAGUAAGGGGCAGCAGAGUGUGCAAGUGUGUCUCAGAAGUCCUGAACAUGAACUAUCCUGGCCUCUCCUGUAGGGGAGACAAUUGCCAAAAAUCUAAUAUGGUAGAGACACAGAAAUAGCGAAUGCUAGUAUAAGCAUGUCUUUGAUACAUGCUUCACGCACACAGGCAUGUGUGCAUGCACACACCACACACACACACACACACUUAGAAAGCUGUGAAUUUAGGAGAGCCCUGUAAUCCCUGGGAUGUUCAUACACGUGUCUAGAACCCGAACCCCAGAGUAACAUGGGAUAUAUUUGUGAGUGAGAGAUGUGUAACCAUGAGAUGCUCCCAGGCAGAAGUUUGGGGGCUGAGGGUGGGGGUGGCAUGUGUAUGUGUGGGAGAGAGAGUGAGAGAGGUGACCAAGUAGAAAUGUAUGUGACAGAGAGACAAACCCGCUGUCCUCAUGAUGCCUAAAUGUAUGUAUCCAUCUGUAACCUCUGGGACACUUGCACUGCAAUGUGAGGGUUGGUAGGGUGUGUUUAACCUGGAGUGUUUUGUGGGUUUAAGUGUUAUAAAUGCUUCAGCAACUCAUAUGCCAUUUAAAAAUGGAGUUGCUGCAAUGAGAGCAGCUGAAAAAAGCAGCAAUAUUUUCCAUAGCUCAGGGCCUGCGCCUCCCCCACAUUCCUAUGCUAGUGUCUGGACAACAGGCUUCACUUCCCUGCACAUGGGAUGCCUUGAUGCUUCCAGCCUUUGCACCUGUUUCUAUUGUGACCUCAACAUCAUAUUUCAAGUGCACAACAUACUUCCCAGCAAUCAUGAGGCCAGGAUUAGGAUAGUGGCAGCCAAUCCUUACCCCAAGGCUAAAUCAAGCUGCCUUGCUGUGCAUUCCAGACUACAGGACUACACAAGGAAGUGGUGGGACAGCUGGAUUUUGUCUCCAUUCAGAGGUGACAGUGUAUAAAUGUGAGUAAUCAAAGCGAAGAAAAGCUCCAGUUAGACAACAGAAUGAGGAAGAGAAACACUGGAGACAAACACCAACCCCACAAGAAGUCUACACAAACAAAGCAAAAUUGAGGCCAAGACAAGUGACAGCUGCUGCUUUCAGUUAAAGGUGGUUUUGAACGUUCUUGCCAACAAUAUCAAGGCCAAGAGUGUUCUCACUCCAAUCUUUUUGAUCCAGGAGAGGGGAUUACACAAGUCCAGCUGUCUUCAGACCCUGCAGUGUUGGAGAAAGUAUCUUGUUCCAGAAGUCUUUGGACCUAUAUCAACAUAUGCUCACCCCGGGCUGCCAUAGACUCCAUGCUCUAACCUCAGAGUCAGGUGACUGACAAAGACAUGGCCAAGAAUAAUCUUCAGGAUAGUUACAAAAGGGACACUGGGUUUCUCACUAGAACAGCUGGAAUGAUACUUUCAUACGAACAAUGGCUUAAGACCAGCCUGUGUCCUCUUGAUAAUAAGGCUCUUUCGUGGAAUCAUUUGUUACAUGGUUUCCUACACUAUGGAAAGUCUGAACAUAGCAGGGCAGAGCCUCAACAAGUGUGUUACCAUAGCUCUAUUGACUAUAGUGACUCUAUGACAAUUUACAGUAGCUGAGAGAGGGGGCUUAUUUCACUAAGAGUUCUGUACUGGCCAGCCUUGCCUUGGGUAAUUAAUUUUGAUCUUCUGCUUCAAAACAGAGCAAUGUGGCCGUAAGGACUCUUAUAUAUGAUGGAAACAGGCCUUUCCCCAUUUAUGCAUUCCCAAAAAUAUUUUCAAACUGCUGCAUCAUUGUAUUGGCCAGAAUGUAUGAGUAGACUCAUGCAGCAACAAACGCAAAACCAAGAAAGAGUGUUUUUCCCUGUGAGUAUCAUACUGCAAGUCAAAUAAUAUGCCACGUCUCCUACUAACUUGAGGUACCAAUCCACUUACAAGGAGGGAAAAAAACAAUUCAAAAUAGCUCCAAAA
Messenger RNA from Dermochelys coriacea (leatherback sea turtle), 10422 nucleotides. It is a transcript of the gene KREMEN1, whose product is annotated as kringle containing transmembrane protein 1. Gene Ontology annotation, cellular component: plasma membrane. NCBI's taxonomy places the organism in Eukaryota, Metazoa, Chordata, Testudines, Dermochelyidae. The transcript has 10 exons. Gene Ontology annotation, biological process: multicellular organism development; Wnt signaling pathway. The record is from RefSeq and is a predicted model, not a curated record. The coding region runs from base 6076 to 7443 and encodes 455 amino acids.